Cladophialophora immunda is the source of this 1032-nucleotide messenger RNA. RefSeq lists its product as uncharacterized. Gene Ontology annotation, cellular component: intracellular anatomical structure. The transcript is spliced from 5 exons. The record is from RefSeq and is a predicted model, not a curated record. Gene Ontology annotation, molecular function: oxidoreductase activity, acting on NAD(P)H, oxygen as acceptor. Lineage: Eukaryota; Fungi; Ascomycota; Eurotiomycetes; Chaetothyriales; Herpotrichiellaceae. The coding region runs from base 1 to 1032 and encodes 343 amino acids.
AUGGCGUGUCGCAGCUUUACAUCUGGUGCAGGUUCAACUUCAAGAUUCUAUAGCAAAUCUCGACGAGCCCUAGCGCCAUCUGCCUGUCAACAAUACCGAGAGUUCUCACGAAGUCGAUUUGCUUAUGCGGGCACCAGCUCUGGUACUUCAUCGCCCAAACAAGCGGCUAAAGAGGGCGGCGCCGAGGCUCCUUCAAUCAAAGAGAAACUACCAGAUCCCGAGCGCACCCCCUUUCGCUUUCGAGAGUUUGAUCUGGAAGGUAAAGUGUUCGUGGUCACGGGCGGGGCGCGGGGACUUGGUUUGGCCUUGUCGGAAGCCCUGAUCGAAGCUGGAGGACAAGUAUACUGUCUCGACCGGCUACCGGAACCCGACAAGGAAUUCUUCACUGUUCAGGAACGCCUGGGUCCCAAGUAUGGAGGCUCCUUGAAAUACGACAAGGUGGACGUCCGCGAGGCUGGCAAUCUAGACCGGGUGAUCGAGGAAAUCGCCACGCACCAUAAUCGACUGGAUGGCUUGAUUGCUGCCGCCGGAGUGCAGAAUGUGACACCGGCGCUCGACUACACGCCGGAGAAGAUCGAGGAGAUGAUGAACAUCAACUACAAAGGAGUCUACUGCUCGGCCGUCAGCUGCGCGCGACAAAUGAUCAAAUACAACUGCAGUGGCUCUAUCUUACUUGUCGCCUCCAUGAGCGGGAUGGUCGCCAACAAAGGUUUCAACUCGUCGGUUUACAAUUCUAGCAAGGCCGCUGUCUGCCAGCUGGCCCGGUCUCUGGCGAUGGAAUGGGGAAAAAUCGUCAAUGGGAAGCCUAUCCGCGUCAAUGCUUUGUGUCCCGGAAAUAUCAUGACCCCGAUGGUUCGGAAGAACUUUGAGGAUGACCCCCAGUUGAAGGAGCUUUGGGAGAAAGAGAAUAUGCUGGGACGCAUAUCGACACCCGCGGAAUACAGAGGGGCAGCUUUGUUUUGUCUAAGCGAUGCGAGCUCUUUUAUGACUGGCUCGAAUCUCGUUAUUGAUGGAGGUUACACCGCAUGGUAG